AUGCCCUUGUUUGGAAAAUCGCACAAAUCGCCUGGAGAAAUUGUGCGCAACCUGAGGGAAGCGUUGCUGCUGAUCGAAAAGGGUCAAGACCGAAAAUCGGAAAAAGCGGUUGAAGAGGUCAAUCGUUGGCUACAGGCAAGUAAAUCAAUUAUCUACGGACAGGAUAAUCAGGAGCCUAAUACAGAGCAGAUUUCUCAACUUGUGCAAGAAAUAUACAAUGCUUCUGUUCUUCCUCUACUUAUUCGUCAGCUUACUAAACUGGAUUUUGAAUCGAAGAAAGACGUUGCUUUAAUUUUUAACAAUUUGUUACGUCGUCAAAUUGGUACUCGUUCACCUACAGUCGAGUAUUUGUGUGCGCGUCCAGAAAUCUUAAUGACGCUUGUUCGUGGAUAUGAAGUUUCUGAAAUAGCGCUUACUUGUGGUACAAUGCUACGGGAAUGUAUUCGCCAUGAACAUUUGGCAAAAAUUAUUUUACUUUCUGAGCAAUUUUUUGAUUUUUUCCGUUAUGUUGAAUCUGCUACUUUUGAUAUUGCUUCUGAUGCUUUUUCAACUUUUAAGGUUUUUUUUUCAACCGAUAGCUGGUUAGGAAAAUUAUUUAAUAUAAGCCCGGUCUGUUUUUAUACGUCCUUCUGA
This is a messenger RNA of Meloidogyne enterolobii, 633 nucleotides long. Lineage: Eukaryota; Metazoa; Nematoda; Chromadorea; Rhabditida; Meloidogynidae. The record is from the annotation of a GenBank genome assembly.